This is a messenger RNA of Truncatella angustata, 699 nucleotides long. Its product is annotated as cytochrome b-c1 complex subunit Rieske. Gene Ontology annotation, biological process: mitochondrial electron transport, ubiquinol to cytochrome c. The record is from RefSeq and is a predicted model, not a curated record. Gene Ontology annotation, molecular function: quinol-cytochrome-c reductase activity; 2 iron, 2 sulfur cluster binding. Gene Ontology annotation, cellular component: membrane. The coding region runs from base 1 to 699 and encodes 232 amino acids. NCBI's taxonomy places the organism in Eukaryota, Fungi, Ascomycota, Sordariomycetes, Amphisphaeriales, Sporocadaceae. The transcript has 3 exons.
AUGGCCCCCCUGACCAUCGCAUCGCGCGCCCUCGCGCGUGAGGCCGUAUCUCGAUCUCUCACCUCCACUUCCGUACGCGCCAUCUCAACCUCCGGCUCCCUCGCCGCUGCCGGUUCCUACUCGAGCCCCUUCAAGGGCGAGCAAAAGUCCACAAAGGUCCCCGACUUCAGCAAAUAUGCCUCCAAGGGCAACUGGAACACCAACGCCAUGAUGAGCUACUUCAUGGUCGGAACCAUGGGUGCCAUCACCGCCGCCGGUGCCAAGUCCACAGUACAAGAGUUCUUGAAGAACAUGUCCGCAUCCGCCGAUGUCUUGGCCAUGGCCAAGGUCGAGGUUGACCUCAACGCCAUCCCCGAGGGCAAGAACGUCAUCAUCAAGUGGCGAGGCAAGCCCGUCUUCAUCCGACACCGUACACAAAGCGAGAUCGAUGAGGCAAACAAGGUCGAGGUCUCUGCGUUAAGAGAUCCCCAAACCGACGAGGACCGUGUCCAGAAGCCCGAGUGGUUGGUCAUGUUGGGUGUCUGCACGCACUUGGGUUGUGUACCCAUUGGUGAGGCUGGUGACUUCGGUGGUUGGUUCUGCCCUUGCCACGGUUCUCACUACGACAUCUCCGGACGUAUCAGAAAGGGUCCUGCUCCUCUCAACCUCGAAAUUCCCACCUACGAGUUCCCCGAGGACGAGAAGUUGAUUAUCGGUUAA